UAUCCCAAUUCGACUUCUGCGCUUCCAUCGCUUCUCAAAUUCUCAAACCGUCCCCAACCCAUCGCACACGGCGUCCACCUCAACUACCAAGAGCAUCACGCUCUUUCAAUUUCUCUGUCGGAUUGCGGGCCGCUGCACCAUCUCCAGAUGCCCCGUCGUCAGUUCAAGGAAGAUCUCAAACAGGCCAUCAAUGGCGUGUCAACAACUGGCAUCUCCAACGUCCAUGAGGGCGAGGACGAUGGCGUCUUCAGCUUCAACUGCACUUCUACAGACGGUCAAGUUGAACUCACAGUCCGGAUUCCUGAAGUCUACGAUUAUCCGACCAGCCAUGAUUGUAUGAUCUUUGCCGCUGACGAUGCACCCUCGAACAUCGCUGCUUCCAUGGCUGCUAUCUCCGUGGGAGCUUCCCGGAAAACUGUUCUACAGAUCCUUGAGCAUGUCUCGCAAUGCUUGCAGUCGAGAGAUAAAGACGACAACAUAGAUAUGGUGGAUUCCCAGGACUACGACGGCUUACAAGAGGACUCCGAUGAAGAAGCCGACGACUUUUUCCCCGACGAGGACCAUAUGUCCCAGCAUCUUGAAUCACACAUGUCCUAUGCUCCCGGAUCGAGCUCAGCAAAGCCCAACGAAGCUUUCAUAAAUCGAGUAAGGGCCGACCUCUGGGCGGCCAAAUCCGCCGGUUUCAAAGUCGGUGGUCUCGGCGGUCUGAUGGAUGGACGCGCAUGCUAUGUUAGUCUUUCUAUCAGGGUCUCAAAGCUUGGUAUCUCGACAGAAGCCAUGGAGGCAUGGCAGUUGGGUCGAAACGAGUAUUUGGUGCUCAUCAUCUCAUACCCGAAUGGUUACAAGCCCGCUGAGUCUAUCUUGAACUAUGACACGUCUAAUGCAAUCAACAACUUUGCAAUGCGUAUCGGAGUCAGCACCACUUACAAGCCGACACUGCAAGAAGCCAUCCGCGCCUUUACCGACCUUAACAAAGGGCGCGAAGAUCGGCGAGAUGAAGAAACUUCGGGUGAAUCACAGAGUUCAACGGAGGCUUCCCCUCGCGGUUUCCGCGACGCAUUCAUCUCCAAGUCUCUCAACGGGCUCUUCGCAGACCGAUUCGCUCAGCUACUAAAAUAUCGGUACAAUGGCAUGUCCUGGUAUGGUGCCGAAACUUUCUAUCACGAGAGCCUGGAAAAGACAUCACACUCGGAAUUGGGGUUGGAAGACAGGUUCUUGAAUCCCGAUGAUGCAAAUUCUGCCUGGCCUUCUGUGGUAAUGGCCGAUCACAUUAGGGACUGUCCCAUGACCCAGCCGCAAUCGCUUCCUUUGAUUGGUAUGCAAUUCGCAUUGCGGCACUUCGUCCGCUGCACAGAAUUUUGCCUUGUAUGCUUCUCAAAGCUGUCGAAUGAUCUCCAGGCGAUCAAACCAUACGUGUGCGAUAAUAAGUUCUGUCUCUGGCAGUACAUGUCUCUUGGCUUUGGACCCAGCAUCGAGCAUGAGAUCUUGUCUCAGCCCAAAGUCGUCGACCUACUGAUUAGCUUUUGCUACCACAGUGCUCGCAUGGGGAAGCUUGCAGACUUUCCCAACGGUCUGAGCCUAAUGGUACCUUCAUCUACUGCAUACGGAACUCCUUACAAUUCUAUGGGCAUGACUGCGAACAAUACAAUUGGUUGGCGUACACAACCUCAGACCACUCCUCAAGAACCGGCGCCCACCACAGCAAGCGAGGUCGCUAUAAAAAUGGGAUAUAAUGAAGUCACGAAAGAAAUAAUGUUCGCCGACAGAAACGUUCCAUGCCCAUUGCAUACUGGACAGUGGCUGGUCAUCCGUACUGAUCAUAAUCCGGAGCCGCCUCUACACUGCCGAGUCACAGACACGUCUUUUUAUCCCACCGUCAGUGUCUCGGAGCCAGUACAGCCGGCCAUUGUUGUGGAUCAGCCUCCGCAGGGUGUCUCAUCGUAUUUUGCCCAACCGCAGCUGACCCCAAAUGUACAGAACCGGACACCCGCGAUCACAAGCACACAACCACGCAAUAAUAUAUUUCAAAGGGCCAGCUUCUACAUAUACAAACACAAUUUCGAUGAAUUGACAGACUCUGAAAAGCGAGUAGCAAUCAUUGCCCUACUAGAUCUUCUUCCAAGCGUUGCCGACAUGAAACGCUACCUUCAACGCCGAGCUCAGUCUGCACUCAGCGCUUGGGUUGAUCGUCUCCCUCCGGCUGGCUGGGGUGUUCUUCGAUGGAUUAUUGCAUCAAACCGAGCUUGCAUCAUGCAAGUGGCGCAAGAUGAGAUUAUAGGACGUAAAUCGUCAGAUCGUCUAUGGGGUAUGGGUGGUUGGGCUCAGUUUCGCUUCGCCAUGGGUGCUCCUGAUAAAGAACGUCGCUUUAUCGAUGCUGUCCGUCAAACAACGCAGCGUCUCGAUCUCAAAUACAGCACUCUGUUUGCAUGGCAUGGCAGUGCGUUGCAAAAUUGGCAUAGUAUCAUCCGCGAAGGUCUGCAUUACAAAGAUACCAUCAACGGUAGGGCUUUCGGACACGGCGUUUAUCACUCUCUAGACUACAAUACUAGUCUUGGUUACUGCGUCCGUGGCUAUGGAAAGGAGGGGUCCUGGCCCAAAAGUGAACUCCAGGUCAGCCAAGCCAUUGCCCUUAAUGAGAUUGUCAACUCUCCACAAGAGUUUGUCAGCAAAUCUCCACAUCUAGUAGUUUCACAGCUUGAUUGGAUUCAAACCCGUUAUCUGUUCGUUCAAAUCGGCAAUCAGUCGGCUUCAACCGUCAAUGGCGCAGGACCCACGGAGACUAAACCAUACGACCCUAUCGAUCAAGACCCCAAUUACACUCCGAACGGACUGGGAGGCAGGCUCAUCAUUCCCAAGUCAGCUGUAGGAGGAUCCCGAUUUAUAAAUACCAAAACGAAUACUAGCAUGUACAAUCCGAUCGAGAUUGACGGCGAUGAUGACAGUGUUGCCACAAUGGCGGAAGACCGUGACAUCUUUAGCGAAGAGAGUGAACAGCAGUCUGCCAUUGGUUCUGUGGGAGUAAUAUCGACCAUGUUAGACAAAGGCAAAGGCGCCGUGAAGACAGGCUUCUUUCACAAACUGAUGGGCAAAUCGUUCUCUCAGCAAGCACCUCCUCUGACAGACUACGUGCCCGGAAAGCUCGAUUACAGUACAUUGCCAAUGCUGGAAAUGCCAGUCUGGGCAACGCCUGCAGCUACGCAGCGCCUCAUGAGGGAUCUUAAGGAGCUUGUCAAAGUUCAAGCCAAGCAGCCCCAGCAUCAGCUUGGUUGGCACCUUGACGAGGAAAAGAUUACAAACAUGUACCAGUGGAUCGUCGAAUUGCAUUCGUUCGACUCGAGCCUUCCGUUGGCGCAGGAUAUGAAGAGGAUGGGCCAUAAGAGUAUCGUCUUGGAGCUUCGCUUCGGCAAGGAGUACCCGAUGUGUCCACCAUUUGUUCGCGUCAUCCGUCCUCGAUUUCUCGGUUUUACACAGGGUGGAGGUGGUCACGUAACUCUGGGCGGUGCCAUGUGCAUGGAACUUCUGACCAAUAGUGGCUGGACUUCGGUGCUAUCGAUCGAAUCUAUCUUGCUGCAGGUGCGACUGGAGAUGACGUCCACGGAUCCUAGACCCGCUCGUCUCGUCUCUGGCAAUCAAGAUUACGGUGUGGGCGAGGCUGUUGAAGCUUACAUUCGAGCUUGCAACCAGCACGGAUGGACCAUCCCACCAGGGUUCCAGGAACUGGCGUAUGGUGGAAAGCCGUCCUCGGUACAGUCUCAGUAUUAG
Periconia digitata is the source of this 3762-nucleotide messenger RNA. The record is from the annotation of a GenBank genome assembly. NCBI's taxonomy places the organism in Eukaryota, Fungi, Ascomycota, Dothideomycetes, Pleosporales, Periconiaceae.